This is a messenger RNA of Saxophila tyrrhenica, 603 nucleotides long. RefSeq lists its product as uncharacterized. Gene Ontology annotation, molecular function: nucleotide binding. NCBI's taxonomy places the organism in Eukaryota, Fungi, Ascomycota, Dothideomycetes, Mycosphaerellales, Extremaceae. Gene Ontology annotation, biological process: transcription initiation at RNA polymerase III promoter. Bases 1 to 603 code for a protein of 200 amino acids. The record is from RefSeq and is a predicted model, not a curated record. Gene Ontology annotation, cellular component: RNA polymerase III complex. The transcript has a single exon.
AUGGUCCAAAUCCUCCGCGUCGAAGGCCACCUCCCGAACGCCGAAGUCCUCCAUCACAUCACCACCACCCGCGCCCGCCAUGCCCGCGAAGACGACGCUGCGCCUGACGGCAAGAAAGUCCACGCCCGCCCUGCCAACUUCCUCGCCUCCCUCGACAAGCACGAACGUCAUCUCCAGUCUCCUCACUACCCGUACCUCAAGAACCCAUCCGUAUACGGAACACCUUUCUCCCAAUCAAAAGCACUAAGGAAAUUAUCGGCCUUGCACAUGCGACGGAUACAACAUCCGCUGUACGAGGACUACAUGGGCAAGGUGCAGCGGGGGGAGAUCAAUGCGGACAGAGCACGGAAGAAGCUGGAGAGGUUGCAGGAGAGGAAGGAGCUGACUGAUACGGAAUGGCUGAUGAUUGUGAAUCAUGCGCCGGUGGUGCUGGAGCUUCUGCAACCGAUGGUGGAGGAUUGUGAUGAGAGGUUUACGGAGGAGGAGAGGGAGAUCCUUCUACAGUGUGUCAAGGACGUUCUGAGGAAGGAUGAGGGGAAGCGUGGUGAGGCGAUGGAAGGGGUGGUAGAAGGGGGCGGUGGAGAUGCGAAGAAAGACGGGUGA